Messenger RNA from Lathyrus oleraceus (garden pea), 4972 nucleotides. Its product is annotated as photosystem II CP43 reaction center protein-like. Gene Ontology annotation, molecular function: chlorophyll binding. The record is from RefSeq and is a predicted model, not a curated record. Gene Ontology annotation, biological process: photosynthetic electron transport in photosystem II; photosynthesis, light reaction; photosynthesis. Gene Ontology annotation, cellular component: photosystem II; chloroplast thylakoid membrane. Lineage: Eukaryota; Viridiplantae; Streptophyta; Magnoliopsida; Fabales; Fabaceae.
UCGUAUAUAUAUAAUAAGUAUAUGCAGUAACAAAUAGAUGUACUAAACUCAUAUUCAUAUUGGCUUAUUCUGUAUUCGGGAAUUGACUCAAACGGCGCCCUUUUAACUCAGUGGUAGAGUAACGCCAUGGUAAGGCGUAAGUCGUCGGUUCAAAUCCGAUAAAGGGCUUUUUUUUAUCAAAAAAUGAUAACAGUAGUAUUCCUAUUUGAAGGAACAUAUACAAAUAUUCUUGAUAUUUGUAAGAAGUUUCUGUUUGUAAUAAAAUAAAAAAAACGAAGGAAUAGUUGAAUUUCAUUAAAAAAUCGAAUUUAGAAUUGAAACUCUAUUAAGUUAUUGUUAUCAUUCGAAUAGAGUAAACUCAUUCUAGUUAGAAAGGGAAAUGGCAUUCUUUUCUAUAUAUAUUAUUUCUUUUUUUAGAAUGUGAUAUUUCCUUGAAUUGUCAGAUACUCCUAUUUUCGAUUAUUCCAAUCAAAUAAAGGGAGAGAUUCUAAAAAAAGUAAGUGGACCUAACCUAUUGAAUCAUAACUAUAUCCACUAUUCUGAUAUUCAAAUUGGAUAGAAAUGAAAUUCGAACAGUGGAUCUUUUUUUCUUUUUAAUACCUUUUUGGUUCUAACUCUGCAAGAAUCUGUUGAUAUUUCGGAUAAAAUCUUAUUGUUCCUAGGAAUCAAUUGCUACUCCUCUCCUCCAGUGGAAGGCUUAUUCUAAGUUCCAACAGACAAGUCAUUUGACUUCAAAAUAUCUUUUUUCCGAAUACAAGAAAAGAUCCAAAUUGAUUUCUAUUAUUUCUUGAAGAUAUGUCUAUAAAAAUAAUCGAAAAAUCCAUCAAAUCAUGACUUCGAGUAUCCAAAUUUGGUUUUCAUAUCUAUGCAUACGAGGCAUACGAGAUUUUGAAGGCAAUUAAUGGACGAAACUUGCACAUAGAGAAAAAUAUUCCAAUUUCUUACCUCGAUCCGCACGAAAGGGUAUACGUCGGAAUUUGAUUAAUCUGAAUGAAAUAAAAAUAGAACAAAGAAGACAAUAAAAGAAAUCAAUGUAAAAUAGAAAGUAAAAUAUAGGAUCCUCUAGUAGUUUUCUAGACAUACAAAUUCGAACCAUACAAAUUCGAAUAAUAUAGAAAACGAUUUUUUUUGAUUUCACGAACAAGAUUCAAGAAUAAUCUUAUUUGAUAAAAGCAGAGUAGUAUGUCUGGGGAUCUGCUAGUAACGAGAGUAAUAAAAGCGAUCGAUCAUUUGUUUAUGGAAUAGUUCUUUAAAAAAUCUAUUUAUAGGAUUUAUGAGUCAUAAGACACUUUUCGAGUCAUGACUUAGGGAAUUUUUUUAGAAUAGAAAGGAAUAAGCCAAUUAAGUUAAUGGAUUUGACCUAGAUUAGAUAUCAAUCGACAAAAAAAUAAUUUUUCUAUUCGAAACCCAGUCGAAAACAAGGGAGAGUCUACGAGAAAUCAUAUCAUAUAUAAAAUGAAAAAAGCCUCGAAGGUUCCAUCCCUGAAAAUGCUAGGAGGUGUUCGGAAAUGGUUUGAAGUAGUUGAAUAGGAGGAUUACUAUGACUAUAGCUCUUGGUAAAUUUACCAAAGAUCAAAAUGAUUUAUUUGAUAUUAUGGAUGACUGGUUACGGAGGGACCGUUUUGUUUUUGUGGGUUGGUCCGGUCUAUUGCUCUUUCCUUGCGCCUAUUUUGCCGUGGGGGGUUGGUUCACAGGUACCACCUUUGUAACUUCAUGGUAUACUCAUGGAUUGGCAAGUUCCUAUUUGGAAGGUUGUAACUUCUUAACUGCAGCAGUCUCUACUCCUGCUAAUAGUUUAGCACACUCUUUGUUGUUACUAUGGGGUCCUGAAGCACAGGGAGAUUUGACCCGUUGGUGUCAAUUAGGUGGUCUGUGGACUUUUGUUGCUCUUCACGGUGCUUUCGGAUUAAUAGGUUUUAUGUUACGUCAAUUUGAACUUGCUCGAUCUGUUCAAUUGCGGCCUUAUAAUGCAAUCGCAUUCUCCGGUCCAAUUGCUGUUUUUGUUUCUGUAUUCCUUAUUUAUCCACUGGGCCAGUCUGGUUGGUUCUUUGCGCCUAGUUUUGGUGUAGCAGCUAUAUUUCGAUUCAUUCUCUUUUUCCAAGGGUUUCAUAAUUGGACAUUAAACCCAUUUCAUAUGAUGGGAGUUGCUGGUGUAUUGGGCGCUGCCCUACUAUGCGCUAUUCAUGGCGCUACCGUAGAAAAUACCUUAUUUGAAGAUGGUGAUGGCGCAAAUACAUUCCGGGCUUUUAACCCAACCCAAGCAGAAGAAACUUAUUCAAUGGUUACUGCUAACCGCUUUUGGUCCCAAAUCUUUGGGGUUGCUUUUUCCAAUAAACGUUGGUUACAUUUCUUUAUGUUAUUUGUACCAGUAACUGGUUUAUGGAUGAGUGCUCUUGGAGUAGUCGGUCUGGCCCUGAACCUACGUGCCUAUGACUUUGUUUCUCAAGAAAUCCGCGCAGCGGAAGAUCCUGAAUUUGAGACUUUCUACACCAAAAAUAUUCUCUUAAACGAAGGUAUUCGUGCGUGGAUGGCGACUCAAGAUCAGCCUCAUGAAAACCUUAUAUUCCCUGAGGAGGUUCUACCACGUGGAAACCUCUUUAAUGGAACUUUAGCUUUAACUGGUCGUGACCAAGAAACUACUGGUUUUGCUUGGUGGGCCGGGAAUGCCCGACUUAUCAAUUUAUCCGGUAAACUACUGGGGGCCCAUGUAGCCCAUGCCGGAUUAAUAGUAUUCUGGGCCGGAGCAAUGAACCUAUUUGAAGUUGCUCAUUUCGUACCCGAGAAGCCCAUGUAUGAACAAGGCUUAAUUUUACUUCCCCAUCUAGCAACUCUAGGUUGGGGGGUAGGUCCUGGAGGGGAAGUUAUCGACACCUUUCCAUACUUUGUGUCUGGAGUACUUCACUUAAUUUCCUCUGCAGUAUUGGGCUUUGGCGGUAUUUAUCAUGCACUUCUGGGACCUGAGACUCUUGAAGAAUCUUUUCCAUUCUUUGGUUAUGUAUGGAAAGAUAGAAAUAAAAUGACUACUAUUUUAGGUAUUCACUUAAUUUUGUUAGGUAUAGGGUCUUUUCUUCUAGUAUUUAAGGCUUUUUAUUUUGGAGGUAUAUAUGAUACCUGGGCUCCAGGAGGGGGAGAUGUAAGAAAAAUUACCAACUUCACCCUUAGUCCAAGCAUUCUAUUUGGUUAUUUACUAAAAUCCCCUUUUGGGGGAGAAGGUUGGAUUGUUAGUGUGGACGAUUUGGAAGAUAUAAUUGGGGGACAUGUAUGGUUGGGUUCCAUUUGUAUACUUGGUGGAAUCUGGCAUAUCUUAACCAAACCCUUUGCAUGGGCUCGGCGUGCACUAGUAUGGUCUGGAGAAGCUUACUUAUCUUAUAGUUUAGGUGCUUUAGCCGUUUUUGGUUUUAUAGCUUGUUGCUUUGUCUGGUUUAAUAAUACUGCUUAUCCUAGUGAGUUUUAUGGUCCCACUGGACCGGAAGCUUCUCAAGCUCAAGCAUUUACUUUUCUAGUUAGAGACCAACGUCUUGGAGCUAAUGUAGGCUCCGCUCAAGGGCCUACCGGUUUAGGUAAAUAUCUAAUGCGUUCUCCGACCGGAGAAGUCAUUUUUGGAGGAGAAACUAUGCGUUUUUGGGAUCUGCGUGCUCCCUGGUUAGAACCUCUAAGAGGUCCUAAUGGUUUGGACUUGAGUAGACUGAAAAAAGAUAUACAGCCUUGGCAAGAACGUCGUUCCGCGGAAUAUAUGACUCAUGCUCCUUUAGGUUCUUUAAAUUCCGUGGGUGGCGUAGCUACAGAGAUUAAUGCAGUCAAUUAUGUCUCUCCUAGAAGUUGGUUAGCUACUUCUCAUUUUGUUCUAGGAUUCUUCCUAUUCGUAGGUCAUUUAUGGCACGCGGGAAGAGCUCGCGCAGCUGCCGCAGGAUUUGAAAAAGGAAUUGAUAGAGAUUUUGAGCCUGUUCUUUCCAUGACUCCUCUUAAUUGAGACAUGAAAUCCAAUGCUUGACGUAAGAAUCACUUUGAUUUUAGUAUACAUAUUGGGUUGAGUCGAGGAGAUCAUAUUGAAAAAAGGUUUUGUUUUUCAAUUCAUUUAUAUCUAAUCUUUUUUCGGGCUCGGCUAAGUGGUGAUAUAGCCGAGCCCGAAAAAACGGAGCCAACCAAAAUCAAUAAAAAAAAUCCAUUCGCCAAGAAAAAGGAGAGAGGGGGAUUCGAACCCUCGAUAGUUCUUUGUUUCGAACUAUACCGGUUUUCAAGACCGGAGCUAUCAACCACUCAGCCAUCUCUCCAAAAGAUAAUUUCUAUUUUAUCUUUAUUCCACUCAAGAGAACAUGACCAUACAAAUUAAUACCCUUUUCUCUAUGAUAAAGAUAUCUCUCUAUGAUAAAGAUAUCCAGUGUGAAUCUAUUGGUCUAGUUCUCUAUCCGUAUAUAUUAUAUAUGCAUGAUCCAGCUCUUUUGUGAAAUAAAAAAAACUACCCCUCGAUCCAUGCCUCAAUAAGGAGUGUCAUCUAAAAUCAAUGGAUUCAUGAUAAAACCCUCCAUAAGGAGAAUGUCUUUUUUAUUUCUUUUUGGAAGGGGUCAAUAAGGGGUUGGGGGAUCAAAUGGUAUAGUUCUUUUGUUGGUAAAUUAGAGGAUUCUAAACAUGACUAUUGCGUUUCAAUUAGCUGUUUUUGCAUUAAUUGUUACUUCAUCCAUUUUAUUAAUUAGUGUACCUGUUGUAUUUGCUUCUCCUGAUGGUUGGUCAAGUAACAAAAAUGUUGUCUUUUCUGGUACAUCAUUAUGGAUUGGAUUAGUAUUUCUAGUGGGUAUUCUGAAUUCUCUCAUCUCUUGAAACUAUUCAUUCUGGAUCAAAAAACGAAAUGACCCCUCCCCCCGAAUUCUUUCGGGUUGUGUGUGAGGCACAUGAAAAUGGAAUAUAUAAGACCCCACAAAUAAAGAAAACUAAAACAUUAUUAAUGGGAGGGGUCAAACUCCUUCUAUUGGAAAAA